Molecule: messenger RNA, 2655 nt
Organism: Scomber japonicus (chub mackerel)
Lineage: Eukaryota; Metazoa; Chordata; Actinopteri; Scombriformes; Scombridae
Product: eosinophil peroxidase-like
Exons: 14
Coding region: 1-2655 (884 amino acids)
Biological process (GO): response to oxidative stress
Molecular function (GO): peroxidase activity; protein binding; heme binding
Source: RefSeq, a predicted model, not a curated record
AUGAAUCGGUUUCUGUGCCUGCUGGCUGCAGGUCUUUACCUGUGUCUGCAGAGCCAGGCAAACGCUGAAUAUCAAUUGAGCAGGGGUGAAAUUGAAAGGGCGGUGAUCGCAGCCAAGGCCAAUGUGGACUCAGCUUAUGAAUAUUCUAGGCGGGAGAGCAUUGAGCGUGUGAAGCGGAAUACAGCGAGUCCUUCAGACAUCCUGCGGCUUUUGAAGCAGCCUGUGGGCCCUACUCGUGACGCUGUGCGUGCUGCUGACUACAUGUAUAACACCAUGGAACUACUCAAGUUGUCUCACGGAAGACGCCACAAACGCUCCAUCAAUGCCACAGACCUGAUCUCUGAGGAGGAUCUGCAAGUCAUUGCUGAUCUGACAGGCUGUUCUCCCCGACAUCGUGUCCCCUCUUGCAAGAGAACUCCAGAUCUAGACAGGUUUCGCACUGCAAGCAGCGUCUGCAACAACAGGGAAAACACCCGCUGGGGAUCUGCCAACACACCUUUCACCCGCUGGCUGCCUGCUGAGUACCAGGAUAAAAUCUCACUGCCCAAAGGCUGGGACCCCGAACGUAAAGUCAACAGACACAUUCUGCCUUUGGUGAGAGAAGUAUCCAACCGUAUUCUUCGUACAGCCAAUGCUGAUGUGGAAAGCGACCCACUCUACACUCACCUGGUGGUCAUCUUCGGCCAAUGGACUGACCACGAUCUGACCUUCACUCCUCACUCUCCUGUCAUCCGCUCUUUCAGUAACGGCAUCGACUGUGACAAGAGUUGUGAGCGCACAGAGCCCUGCUUCCCCAUCCAGAUUCCCAAGGGAGACCCCCGCUUUAGCCGAAACUCACACGAGUGCAUGCCCUUCUUCCGUUCAACAGCCGGUUGUGGAUCUGGCAACACAGGCCAUCUUUUUGGGGCGAGCACUACCCGUCAGCAGAUGAACUCUCUCACGUCUUUCAUUGAUGUGGGUCAGGUGUACGGCUCAGAGGAUGUCAAAGCUCGCUUCCUCCGGGACCUCACCACAGAUAAGGGUCUGUUGAGGGUCAACACACGAUUCAAUGACAGCGGCCGUGAACUUCUGCCCUUCACCAACAUGGGAGCCAACAUGUGUCGAAGCCGUGCACGCAUUACCAAGGACGUUGAUGCCGAAGAGGUGCCCUGCUUUCUAGCUGGUGAUGAGCGGUCCAAUGAAAACAUUGGUCUGACCUCUUUACACACGCUGUUGAUGCGUGAGCACAAUCGUCUGGCACGUGCUCUGGCCGAAAUCAAUCCCCACUGGAAUGGAGAGAGACUCUAUCAGGAAGCACGCAAGAUCAUGGGAGGAUACUUCCAGGUUCUCACUUACAGAGAUUACUUACUCCACAUUGUUGGUCCAGACUUCAUUGCAAGCCAGUUGUCCACCUACCCUGGUUAUAAUGAAACCUUGGACUCUAGCAUCUCCAAUGUGUUCGCCACAGCUGCCUAUAGAUUUGCUCACCUGAUGGUUCAGCCUUUAAUGUUCCGUCUUGAUGAGAAGUACCGGGAGCACAGAGAUUACCCCAGCCCAAUGCUGCACAAAGCCUUCUUCGCACCAUGGAGGAUCAUCUUUGAAGGUGGUUUGGACCCAAUCCUGAGGGGGCUGGUGGGUCGCCAGGCCAAGCUGAACACUCAGGAUCAUAUGAUGAAUGAAGAUCUGAGAGACAGGCUGUUUAAAUUCUCCACUGAGUUGGCACUGGAUCUGGCUGCCCUGAAUCUGCAGAGAGGCAGGGACCAUGGACUGCCUGGCUACAACAAAUGGCGUAGGUUCUGCGGACUGUCAGAACCAAGAAAUCUGGAAGAGCUGGCUGAGGUGUUGAACAACACUCAACUGGCAAAGAACCUGCUGGAUCUCUAUGGGCGACCUGACAACAUUGAUGUGUGGCUGGGAGGAGUUGCAGAGCCUUUUGUCCGUGGAGGAAGAGUGGGACCCCUGUUUGCCUGCCUGAUUUCCACUCAGUUCCAGAGGAUCCGAGAGGGAGACCGACUUUGGUGGGAGAACGAUGGAGUCUUCACUGAAACCCAGAGAGAGUCUCUGAGGGAUACAUCACUUGCCCGCAUCAUCUGUGACAACACUGGUAUCACUGAAGUACCAGAAAGACCCUUCCAAUACCGGCCCCGCGGAUCUGGUUACACCCAGUGCAAGAACAUCCCUGCCUUUGACCUCAGCCCAUGGAAAGAAGAUGGUCAAAAGUCAGGUGGAGCCCAGGGGCCACCAGGACCUCGAGGGCCCCGAGGUCUGACAGGCCCCGCUGGACCUCCUGGCAGUGUGGACAAAGUGGCCUUCUCUGUACGACUGGGCAACAACUUCCCCAAAGCUGGCACUCCCAUCAUCUUCCGUGAUGUCAUCUACAACGGACAGGACAGCUAUGACAUCAAGACUGGGUUUUUUAUCUGUGAGCAUCCAGGCGUCUAUGAAUUUCAGUUCCACUGUACGAUCUAUCAGAAUGCUGCCAGUGUAGAUCUGAUGCGUAACGGAUAUCUGGUUCUGCACUCGUUCACCACCCGGCAGAGCGGUUACAUCACAGCUAGUGGCAGCACGUACAUAAAGCUAGAGAAGGGAGACAAGGUCUGGCUGGUGGCUAACCAUGGUGGAAAUGGUCUGACCAGAGACAGCUUCUUCUCAGGUCACCUGCUGUUCACUGAGUAG